Molecule: messenger RNA, 14944 nt
Organism: Balaenoptera acutorostrata (minke whale)
Lineage: Eukaryota; Metazoa; Chordata; Mammalia; Artiodactyla; Balaenopteridae
Gene: ITSN1
Product: intersectin 1
Exons: 39
Coding region: 289-5439 (1716 amino acids)
Biological process (GO): positive regulation of Rho protein signal transduction; intracellular signal transduction; endosomal transport
Cellular component (GO): plasma membrane; clathrin-coated pit; presynaptic membrane
Molecular function (GO): guanyl-nucleotide exchange factor activity; calcium ion binding; protein binding
Source: RefSeq, a predicted model, not a curated record
AGAUGAGGAGAUAGGCGGGAGCGAGGGAGGGAGCGAAGGAGGUAGAGAAGAUCGGAGGAGAGGGGAGGGAGCGCAGCUUGGUUGCUCCGUAGUACGGCGGCUCGCGAGGGAGAAUCCCGAGCGGGCUUCGGGACGUACGGAGAGGCGGGCGGGCGGGGAUGGUGUGCAGGGCUGCGGCUCCUGCGUUCCCUCCCGCUGCGAGUGAGCUGUACUGAUUUGUCCCUGGGGCGGCAGCGUGGACCCGCCUGGAGAUGAGGCGUCGAUUAGCAAGGUGAAAGUAACAGAACCAUGGCUCAGUUUCCAACACCUUUUGGUGGUAGCCUGGAUAUUUGGGCCAUAACUGUAGAGGAAAGAGCAAAGCAUGAUCAACAGUUCCAUAGUUUAAAGCCAAUAUCUGGAUUUAUUACUGGUGAUCAAGCUAGAAACUUUUUUUUUCAAUCUGGGUUACCUCAACCUGUUUUAGCACAGAUAUGGGCGCUUGCUGAUAUGAAUAAUGAUGGAAGAAUGGAUCCAGUGGAGUUUUCCAUAGCUAUGAAACUCAUCAAACUGAAGCUACAAGGCUAUCAGCUCCCCGCCGCACUUCCCCCUGUCAUGAAACAGCAACCACUUGCUAUUUCUAGUGCACCAGCCUUUGGUAUGGGCGGUAUCGCCAGCAUGCCACCGCUGACCGCUGUUGCUCCAGUGCCAAUGGGUUCCAUUCCCGUUGUCGGAAUGUCUCCCCCGCUAGUAUCCUCCGUUCCUGCAGCAGGAGUGCCUCCUCUGGCUAACGGGACGCCCCCUGUCAUACAGCCUCUGCCUGCAUUCGCUCAUCCUGCAGCCACAUUGCCAAAGAGUUCUUCCUUUAGUAGAUCUGGUCCAGGGUCACAGUUAAACACUAAAUUACAGAAGGCACAAUCAUUUGAUGUGGCUAGUGUUCCUCCGGCAGCUGAAUGGGCUGUUCCUCAGCCAUCCAGACUGAAAUACAGACAGUUAUUCAACAGUCACGACAAAACCAUGAGUGGACACUUAACAGGUCCCCAAGCAAGAACUAUUCUUAUGCAGUCAAGUUUACCACAGGCUCAGCUGGCUUCAAUAUGGAAUCUUUCUGACAUUGAUCAAGAUGGAAAACUCACAGCAGAAGAAUUUAUCCUGGCUAUGCACCUAAUUGAUGUAGCUAUGUCUGGCCAACCACUGCCACCGGUCCUGCCCCCAGAAUACAUUCCACCUUCCUUUAGAAGAGUUCGAUCUGGCAGUGGUAUAUCUGUCAUAAGCUCAACUUCGGUAGAUCAGAGGUUACCAGAGGAACCAGUUUUAGAAGAUGAACAGCAACAACUAGAAAAGAAAUUACCUGUAACCUUUGAAGAUAAGAAGCGUGAGAACUUUGAACGUGGCAAUCUGGAGCUGGAGAAACGGAGGCAAGCGCUCUUGGAGCAGCAGCGCAAAGAACAAGAGCGCCUGGCCCAGCUGGAGAGGGCGGAGCAGGAGAGGAAGGAGCGCGAGCGCCAGGAGCAGGAGCGCAAGAGACAACUGGAGCUGGAGAAGCAGCUGGAGAAGCAGCGGGAGCUAGAACGUCAGAGGGAGGAGGAGCGGAGGAAGGAAAUCGAGAGGCGAGAGGCUGCAAAACGGGAGCUUGAAAGGCAACGACAGCUUGAAUGGGAACGGAAUCGAAGACAAGAACUAUUAAAUCAAAGAAACAAAGAACAAGAGGACAUAGUUGUGCUGAAAGCAAAGAAAAAGACUUUGGAAUUUGAAUUAGAAGCUCUAAAUGAUAAGAAGCAUCAACUAGAAGGAAAACUUCAAGAUAUCAGAUGUCGAUUGACAACCCAAAGGCAAGAAAUUGAGAGCACAAACAAAUCUAGAGAGUUGAGAAUUGCUGAAAUCACCCACCUACAACAACAAUUACAGGAGUCUCAGCAAAUGCUUGGAAGACUUAUUCCAGAAAAACAGAUACUCAAUGACCAAUUAAAACAAGUUCAGCAGAACAGUUUGCACAGAGAUUCACUUCUUACACUCAAAAGAGCCUUAGAAGCAAAAGAACUAGCUCGGCAGCAGCUACGAGACCAACUGGAUGAAGUGGAGAAAGAAACUAGAUCAAAACUACAGGAGAUUGAUAUUUUCAAUAAUCAACUGAAGGAACUAAGAGAAAUACAUAAUAAGCAGCAGCUACAGAAACAGAAGUCCAUAGAGGCUGAACGACUGAAACAGAAAGAACAAGAGCGAAAGAUCAUAGAAUUAGAAAAACAAAAAGGAGAAGCUCAAAGACGAGCUCAGGAAAGGGGCCAGCAGUGGCUGGAGCACGUGCAACAAGAAGAUGAGCAUCAGCGGCCAAGAAAACCCCACGAGGAGGAAAAGCUCAAAAGGGAAGAGAGUGUCAAAAAGAAGGACAGUGAGGAAAAGGGCAAACAGGAAAUGCAAGACAAGCUGAGUCGGCUUUUCCUUCAACAACAAGAGCCAGCUAAGCCAGCUGUCCAAGCACCCUGGUCCACCGCAGAAAAAGGCCCACUGAGCAUUUCUACACAGGAGAAUGUAAAAGUGGUGUAUUACCGAGCACUCUAUCCCUUUGAGUCCAGAAGUCACGAUGAAAUCACGAUCCAGCCAGGAGAUAUAGUCAUGGUGGAUGAAAGCCAAACUGGAGAACCGGGUUGGCUUGGAGGAGAAUUAAAAGGAAAGACAGGAUGGUUCCCUGCAAACUACGCAGAGAAAAUCCCAGAAAACGAGGUUCCUGCCCCAGUCAAACCAGUGACUGAUGCUGCCUCCACCCUUGCACCCAAACUGGCUGUACGUGAGACCCCGACUCCUUCCGCAGUGACCUCUGCAGAGCCCUCCGCGACCCCCAACAACUGGGCCGACUUCAGCUCCACGUGGCCCACCAGCACGAAUGAGAAACCAGAAACCGACAAUUGGGAUGCGUGGGCAGCCCAGCCCUCCCUCACCGUUCCGAGCGCCGGGCAAUUGAGACAGAGAUCAGCCUUCACUCCAGCCACAGCCACGGGCUCCUCUCCAUCUCCUGUUUUAGGCCAGGGCGAAAAGGUGGAGGGGCUACAGGCACAAGCCCUGUAUCCUUGGAGAGCCAAAAAAGACAACCAUUUAAAUUUUAACAAAAAUGAUGUCAUCACCGUCCUGGAGCAGCAAGACAUGUGGUGGUUUGGAGAAGUUCAAGGCCAGAAGGGUUGGUUCCCCAAGUCCUACGUGAAGCUCAUUUCAGGGCCCAUAAGGAAAUCUACGAGCAUGGAUUCUGGUUCUUCAGAAAGUCCUGCUAGUCUAAAGAGAGUAGCUUCCCCAGCAGCCAAGCCGGCCGUGUCAGGAGAAGAAUUUAUUGCCAUGUACACUUACGAGAGUUCUGAGCAAGGCGAUUUAACCUUUCAGCAAGGGGAUGUGAUUUUGGUUACCAAGAAAGAUGGUGACUGGUGGACGGGAACAGUGGGCGACAAGUCCGGAGUCUUCCCUUCUAACUAUGUGAGGCUUAAAGAUUCAGAGGGCUCUGGAACUGCUGGGAAAACAGGGAGUUUAGGAAAAAAACCUGAAAUUGCCCAGGUUAUUGCCUCCUACACUGCUACCGGUCCCGAGCAGCUCACCCUGGCCCCUGGUCAGCUGAUUUUGAUCCGAAAAAAGAACCCAGGUGGAUGGUGGGAAGGAGAGCUGCAAGCACGUGGGAAAAAGCGCCAGAUAGGCUGGUUCCCUGCUAACUAUGUCAAACUUUUAAGCCCUGGGACGAGCAAAAUCACUCCAACAGAGCCACCGAAGCCCGCAGCAUUCCCAGCAGUGUGCCAGGUGAUCGGGAUGUACGAUUACACCGCGCAGAAUGACGACGAGCUGGCCUUCAACAAGGGCCAGAUCAUCAACGUCCUCAACAAGGAGGACCCCGACUGGUGGAAAGGAGAAGUCCACGGGCAAGUGGGGCUCUUCCCGUCCAAUUACGUGAAGCUGACCACAGACAUGGACCCCAGCCAGCAAUGGUGUUCAGACUUACACCUCUUGGAUAUGUUGACCCCAACUGAGAGAAAGCGACAGGGGUACAUCCACGAGCUCAUUGUCACGGAGGAGAACUAUGUGAAUGACCUGCAACUGGUCACAGAGAUCUUUCAGAAACCCCUGAUGGAGUCUGAGCUGCUGACAGAAAAGGAGGGUGCUAUGAUUUUUGUUAACUGGAAGGACCUGAUUAUGUGUAAUAUCAAACUGCUGAAAGCACUGAGAGUUCGCAAGAAGAUGUCUGGGGAGAAGAUGCCUGUGAAGAUGAUCGGGGACAUCCUGACCGCCCAGCUGCCACACAUGCAACCCUACAUCCGCUUCUGCAGCUGCCAGCUCAACGGGGCUGCCUUGAUCCAGCAGAAGACAGAUGAGGCCCCCGACUUCAAGGAGUUUGUCAAAAGACUGGCCAUGGACCCUCGCUGUAAGGGAAUGCCACUCUCUAGUUUUAUACUGAAGCCUAUGCAACGGGUAACGAGAUACCCACUGAUCAUUAAAAAUAUCCUGGAAAACACUCCUGAAAACCACCCAGACCACAGCCACUUGAAGCAUGCCCUGGAGAAGGCAGAGGAGCUGUGCUCCCAGGUGAACGAAGGGGUGCGGGAGAAGGAGAACUCGGACCGGCUGGAGUGGAUCCAGGCCCAUGUGCAGUGUGAAGGCCUGUCUGAGCAACUUGUGUUCAAUUCAGUGACCAAUUGCUUGGGGCCACGCAAGUUUCUGCACAGUGGGAAACUCUACAAGGCCAAGAGCAACAAGGAGCUGUAUGGCUUCCUCUUCAACGACUUCCUCCUGCUGACCCAAAUCAUAAAGCCCCUGGGCUCUUCGGGCACCGACAAAGUCUUCAGCCCCAAAUCAAACCUGCAGUAUAAAAUGUACAAAACCCCUAUUUUCCUAAAUGAGGUUCUAGUAAAAUUACCCACUGACCCUUCCGGGGAUGAACCCAUCUUCCACAUUUCCCACAUUGAUCGAGUCUACACCCUCCGAGCAGAAAGCAUAAACGAAAGGACUGCCUGGGUGCAGAAAAUCAAAGCUGCUUCUGAACUCUACAUAGAGACGGAGAAGAAGAAGCGGGAGAAGGCGUACCUGGUCCGUUCCCAAAGGGCCACAGGCAUUGGAAGGUUGAUGGUGAACGUGGUUGAGGGCAUUGAACUGAAACCCUGUCGGUCACACGGAAAGAGUAACCCGUACUGCGAGGUGACCAUGGGCUCCCAGUGUCACAUCACCAAGACAAUCCAGGACACUCUGAAUCCCAAGUGGAAUUCCAACUGCCAGUUCUUCAUCAAAGACCUGGAGCAGGAGGUCCUCUGCAUCACCGUGUUUGAGAGGGACCAGUUCUCUCCAGACGAUUUUUUGGGUCGGACGGAGAUCCGCGUGUCUGACAUCAAGAAGGACCAGGGUUCCAAGGGUCCAGUUACGAAGUGUCUCCUGCUGCAUGAAGUUCCCACGGGAGAGAUCGUGGUCCGCUUGGACCUGCAGUUGUUUGAUGAGCCUUAGGGAGCCGGCCCAGGGUGUGCUUGGCAGAGUUCCGGCCUGAGGCAGCAGAUGCUGUCUGGAAAUGGUGUUGCUUUUCGAGGACCACCGUUUGGUGUUCAGCCACAGGGCAACAGGACAGCAGAGACAGGACCCUCAAAGCUUCUGGGAAUACUUCUUGACAAUCCUUCCCCCUAAACAAUUUCCCAUUGUGUGAAGCAAAACUGUGUUUUCCUUUGUUUUCACUGCAGGGCUCAUCAUGGCUUCCAGGGUCUUUGAAAUCCCAUCGCCCCCAGCUACGUUCGGUUGGGAGUCUGGCCCAUCCCUGGGCCUGAGGCUUGGGUCUGGUUACUGUAAAAUAGAUUUAUAAAUGCCAUGUCUGUAUUUUUGGAGAGCUCAUGUAAUCCUCCUGUUUCUUACCUCCACCAGCCUCCAGGUAGGCCCCCUGACCUAUGAUGCCGAGUCCUUGGUGUGUUUAGAAAUAAUCAUGAUGAUCUUGUCAUUGCUUCAGAAUCUCAUUCUCCCACUGGGACCUCAUUUGAAAUGCUCCCCUGCAUCUGAUCACUCGGGAGAUGGUCUCCUGAUCAGACACUGGUCUAGCUCUUUGAAGAGCUGGUCCAUGGAAGAUUCCAGCAGUUGUGUUGUUAGAGCUUUUCCAGUCUCCUCCAGGUCUUUUAUUGCUAGAUGUCAAUGAAAACUAUCACUGCCUACUAUCAGGUGAUCUGAUUCUGAUUUCCAGCAUGCUUGGAAGGUGGUUAAGGAAGGUUGUUACCUACCAAGUUAUACUCUGCUGGAUUAGAUCACUGCAGGUCACCUGAAAGGCUACUUUCCGACAUUAUGGGGUCCUGGUUGCCAGCCCGGUUGGAAAAUUCUCUCUUGGCUUGGAGGUCCUGUGAUGUUUCACAAGAGUAGUUGUUGGUGACCAGAUCUGAGCCUACUCUUGCCUGAUUAUCAUGGGAAAUUUCCGCAGAUGUCUUUGGUACGUUCCCCCCAAAGGCAUCCCCAAAGUGUGAGAAGGAAAAGUGACAAUCUGUGGAGGAAAUCUAUUACAUGGUGGGGGAGAGACCCGAGAAGCAUGCAAGCCCCUCAAUUCCAGGGAAGAAGACCUGAGACUCUUUCCCAAACCCCACCGUACACAAGCAACCUCUCAGUAAUGGAAAAAUACAUGGCGCGUUGACAGAGUCAGGAGUGUAUGAACACGUGCCAAGUCUGGCUUGUGCUCUUUGAGUUUCUCUCCUUAAAUGCCACGAGAUAGGCUGCUUAACCACAUGAGAACUUGAUUCGCUAAUGAAAAGCGUGGGCCGUAUUUUGUUUGCAUGAUAAUGUUCUCAUAAUCCCAGUUUGUCGUUUUCAUGUAAUGUUCUUUGCGCGUUCUCUCGGUCCUGAAAUCUAGCUUUCCUGUGUGAGACAGUGUUCUCUUUGAUUGCAGGUCCUUAGAAUUUAAUUAGGGUUGUAGAAACACUUUCUGAAGAUAGCAUCAACCUAGUGGCAGAGUGAACUACCCACUUUGCUGGGAACUGAAUAUGUCAUGUCAUUCUUUCCCAUAAGAGCCCUGUCAUUGUUCAAGCGAUUUUUAAAAUGUGUGUGUCAGAAAAGGCAACAAAGUUUACAUUUCAUACUUUUAAGAAACACUCUAUUAUUUAUUUAUUAAAGAUAGUGUAGUCUUUUGUAUCAAGAACAACAGACUUAAGUAUUUUUUGAAGCAAGCAGAUAUACCCUUCAGUUAGAAACUCUCCACUGAAGACCUUAGAGACCAGGUUCAACUUCAAGCAUGCAUUCGUUUACCACUUUCCAGCAGCAGACAUGGUUCAAAUACUUUAAGUUUAUAUUUUUUGAUGUUGUUAGGAAACUGUUUUAAAUUAAAUCUACGAAUAGACCUACCAAUCAUGCUUUCCUAUUUCUAUAACAAAUACAGUUUGUUCAGUGUACUUCUGAAGAAGGACAUGUUACUAUCGUAGAAAAAGAAGGGUUACCUGUGUAAAUGGGGUCAUAUUGGGUCACCAUUCCAAUCCCUUUCUUUCUGUUCUCCCUUUUCUUCAUCGGCUUUCUUUGCAUGUGAAUGCCGGGCAUCUCGGUUCAUGUAGGGAGGAUGCGAUGUGCUCAAUGACAAACAUCUUGUCGCCUUUUUAGGUCCACCAGGUCACCCACCCACAGAGUCCCAUUAUCGGAAUUAAUGUAGCAUGAAGAAGCAAUAUGUGAAUUUUUUUCCCACGUGACUAUACUGAGCAUCCUUUAGAUGCUCCCCCAGGGUAGCAAUUCUGUCCUUGUACUCACUGGGGUAAUUUGUCAGGUGACUGAUCCUCCUUACGGAUGAGUUAGGCUGGCCCGCAGAUCCAGCUGUGACUCAUGAGUCGUGUGUGAGAUACAGGAAUCUGGGUGAUGUGUGGAGUCUCAAAUUCUUUGACCUCUAGUCCUUCCCUUCUACCUUUUGGGCUGCCUGGGCUGUGUUUCAUAGAGAUGAAAUGUCCCUUGCCAAUAACUUUCUAUCACCUAACUCUUUGCUUUUGAAACACAGGGUUUCUCCAGGCCACUGCCUCCUGGCAUUCUGACCCCAGCCCUCUAGACACCCCCGCAAGCUUCCCUUUUCUCUGAGCUACGCUGAGCUCCUCUAAGCCCAGCCAGGGGCCUUUCUGCUCACAGGGCUGUGCCCUGAGCUUCAUUCAGACCCAGGGUUGGCCUGACACACAGAGAGAGACCUUUCUAGGCUGGGGUCUCCACGGAUGCUUGAGAAACUGGGACCAGGCUGCCUACAUGCCCCUGACCUCUGAUGGCAGAGGAGAGAGAACGUUCAUGUUAAAAGGAUCAUUCUUUUCUUCUUUGGUUUUUGAACAAUUUAAGCAUGACCUGAGUCUAUGAAAGUAACUGAUUUCAGCUGGUUGAGUAGCAUUGAAUUUAUCUGAAAAAAAAUUCCAUCAGAAAAUGGAUAAAUUGACCACUUGCAUUGUCUCAGUGACCUGGUACCCCAAACUCCUGUCUCUCCAGGAGUUGCCUGGUGUAAGCGUAAAGCCACUGACCACAACAGAACAGGGGCGUUCUAGAAUCUGAUGGGACUGGAGAACAAAGGGGAGUGAAUGAAGUGCUUCUGGUUCUAUUUGAAAGGAGAUCCUUGGAGUCUGUUUUAGAGUUUGCCAGUACUUUGUAUGAGCAGAAAAAGACUUCUUUAUCUCUACUCCAAAUAAUUUUUUCCUAGUUGGUUGGGCCUUUUUGAUUCGCAAGAAGAAUAUUCGUUUUGUGUAUGUAAAGAUUUUAAGAAUUUCCAUUGGGAACAGCAAGUCGUUUUUCAUUUUAUUUCAAUUCACUGCAUUCUCCCUUCUCUUUGGGGCUGGAGAUGAGCUUUACAGCGGACACUAGCACUUUGAAAUGGACGCCUGCAUACUUUAGAGGUGGCAGGGUAGUUUCAGACUUGAAGUUAGUGUGAGGUUAGCGAUGGAUCUGCCUACUCCAGAUGUACUUGCUUUGAAAGUUCAGAGCUUCCUGUGCAGAAAGUGAGGUGAUGACAACAGACGAGGCUGGAUAUUCUUGUUUGGUUUUUAGGAUUAGGACUUUAACUCCUACCAGGUGGAAGCAUAAUCAGUGAAGCAGUGAUACGGUGAAGCUCUGAGAUGCUGUGGUCUGAGCCGCACUAAGGGGUAUCUGGUAAAACUAAUACCGCCUUCUCUUUGCACUCAGGGGUUCCUCCUGACUGCAGGGAAUGGCUCAGAUCUGAUGCCAAGACUCAGCUGGCAGUGCCCUGAGCCAUGUUUUAUGGGGGCCACUUAGUAUUGUGUCAAUAUGGUUGGGAUGUUUAUUGCACUUGGAAAGCAGCUGUUUAUUUGAGCUAGAGGAAAGGAAACUUCUAGAACUCCCAUUUCUUCACCCUGCAUUGUGUCAGUUCCAGGAUAUGUUUGUAGGUCACCAGGCUCAACUAAGGUACAUAACCUGCUAUCUUUAGGAACCAAAAUCUAUUCCUGAUAAGCAUGGAAAACUCAUGCCACAUGAAAGAAAACUUCUAAUAGCUCCCUAUCUUGGGAGCAUUAAAACCCAGAUGCCAACAGUUGGAAAGUCCCAUCUCUGGGUUGCGGUCUCUCAGUAACACAAUCAGCACUGUUAAUAGCGCAUUGAUCAUUCAGGGAGUCCCCAUUCUGGACCCAAACACCAUCCGAGGGGCUGGGAGGUGGUAAGGAGGGGCCUGCCUUUGUGGCUUUCACAGACUAAUUGUAGCUCUAACUUUAAGUCAUUUGAAUAACAGCCAGUGCUUGUAAAAAUUCAUCUCCACCUCCAAGUAAUUAUUUCAGUGACAUGCAGGUUCAGUCAAUUCCUCCACUGAAAGGAACCCUCUUUAAUCUGGCCUCGGGGAACCAGAAAACACCCACAUAAUAACUUGUUCAACACUAUGUGUGGUUGUCAUAUUUCAGGGUAAAUUUGCCCCUACUGUAUGUCAGGGUGUUUUGUGAGUCAUUUUUUAAUAAGAUUUUGUUCUACUUUCUAUACCAGCCUACAAUGUUAAAAUCAUCUAAGAGAGUGAGUAUUUUAGGAUUCAAAGCCCACCAAAUAAACUGUUCAGAAGUGGGCUUACGUGGUCAGCCUUGAAAAAAGUUGAACGUUUCUCUGAUAUUUACUGAGAAUUAUCCAGUAACCAGGGUUUCUUUUUAUGCAGUGGAAAGAAUGCAUAGUUUUCUUCUAGGAACUCUGGUUUUGUACUUUUUUCAUUGAAAAGAAUAACAUUCCUAUGCGGCGGUGUUCCUAAAACUAUGUUCCUUUGCAUUUUUCCUCUCAUACUCAAACCCCUUAUUUCCUCCCGUUUCUCUGUCUAAACAGAAUGGGGCCUGGAGCAAAGAGGGUGAUGCAGGAGCCGGAGAAGGGCUGGGUGCUGGUGGAGGCUUUGCAGUGCCUGGUUGAGGAACCAGCAGCUGCCGUUCUACCCACUGUCACCGCUAGGGGGCGAUCUCCCUGUUGGAAACUUGCAGGUCCCACUGGCGGAUCCCUGGGCGCUGGCUCCACCUACUGAAGCUCCCGGGCAUUGCUCUCGUGUAAAUCACGGAAGAACUUGCUGGGUCUGGGACGGAAGGGGGGGUGGGUAGUUAGAAGCGGGCGUGAGACUCGAACCCAGCACCCCUGGGGUACCUGGUGACACCUUGCCUUUCUCUCCUGCUGGGGUUGGGGCUAUAAGGGGUUCUUAGCCUUCCUGCCUUUUUCUGCAUCUGUUUUGAUGAAGGCCCCUGAGAUUCAUCCCUGCAGGGGCCUUAGGUGCAAGUCGGAGGUGUCCCCCCACUGCUGGGCUGACGCGGGACAGGUGCACUGGGUGAGGCACCCUCUCCCCAAGAAGGGUUCUAGAAGUAAGGUCCCCUCUGCUUGGAUUGGAUAGCAGAGUCUCUACUUGGAGACUAUGACUUCUGGGAUUUCAGAUGUAAAGGAACUGUUGGGGCCAUGCAGAUCAUUGCAUUGUGUGUGUGUGUGUGUGUGUGUGUGUGUGUGUGUGUGUGCGUGUGCACCGGGAGGAAUGAGUGGCUAUGUGGAUUGAACAGGAAAACAGGUUGGUCUGACCCUCCCAGUGUCACACUCAGGACCCGCUACCUAAUUUGUGGGAUGAGUGCAAAAUGAAAGUGUGAGGUCCCUUGUUCAAAAUUAUGAAGAAUUUUGAGGUGAUGACAGCAGAGAAUUAAACCAAGAGCAGAACCCCUUAAGCACAGGGUCCCAUGUGACUGCACAGGUCGGACACCCGUGAAGCUGGACCUGGUCACACUGUAUUUUCAGUUGAUUUUUGAAGCAAGUGGGGCUUCAUCUUUGGCUUCUUACUUUGUAAAGGCACAAAUGGUCUGGACCAAUCACAGGGUACAGGACCCGAGCCCCUAGCUGACAGAUGCGCCUGGUCUCCGGGCUCCCAGUCUAGGGCAGGCUGCCGUGUGCCAAGAGGCCUCCAAGCCUUUACCAUUUAACCCACUGAUUUGAAAUAAAACCCUUCCUUUUAGUCGUUAGUCAUCCACUGGGGGCUUGUCUCCUCUUUGUUGGCAGGACAGGGAGGACUUUCCAGCCUCUGCCUUUCAAGUGACCAUCCAGGUGAUGGUAACAAGAACGCAGAGCUGGCGGGGGUAGGGUAGUGCCCAGUGCCCCUUCCGCUGGGGCUGGACGCUGCUCCUCCAGCUCCACUCCCUGGAGAGAGGGAAGCCAGCUGCCGCCCUGCCCAGGCUGGUCCCUGGCUCCACAGGUGUCCGGAGGGCUCCCGCUUCAGAGGGGCAGCGGCGUCCCAGCUGGGCUCUCCCCCAUGGGAUCCCAUCCAUGAGCAGGGUGAUGUGAGGGGAGAGGAAAGACCCCACUGCGUGAGUAGCCUCGAGUUCUAGAAGACCACGUGCCGGGGAGGCAGCUGACCAUGGAGUUGCCCCUCCUGCCGUGUGGUUAUUGUUACUUUCUUUCUCUAGCGUUUUCUAGCACUCGGCUGGAUGCUCCAAAACCUUUGCACUUCUGCUUUGUCUUUGCAAAUCGAUUUCACGUCUACACACACAGAGCAAUAAUCCCGUCUAUGUUUCCCGAUUCUGUCUGGGAUUAUAAAGGUUGCUAAGUAAAAAUGUUGACAGAAAGUUGAACAGAGAUAUCAAAUUCAUCUUGCAUGGAUUUGAUGGUGUCACUUUGAACGAAAUAGCAAAUUAUAGCUUUGUUUCUACGUGUAUUGCCGUCAUCCAGACUACUGAAAGUUCAGAAGUGUUUUCUAGAGGCAUUUAAUUAAUAUUGUGUCAACGUUAGUUUUCAUGAAUGAACAUUUUGGUGUACAUUUUACAAAUCAACACCCUUAUAAUGUCAUCUGCUAAAUAUUCACUAUUGGAAAGUAGAUAUUCUAGCAAGAUCUUUGGUAAUGAUAUUUAUUUUAACACAUGCAUUUAAAACAUACAUUGCCAAUAGCCCAAGUGUCUUUGAACUGUAAAACCAACUUCAGAUCUUGUCUGCUGAAGCCCAGCAGGCUGAGGUCUGUACCCUCCUGGCCCACUUCUUUUACCCCUUCAUAAAAGGGGUAGAUAGACAACUUGGCAGUCAUACAAUUCAUGUCCUAUUGCCUUAGCUACAUCAACUUUGUACCUUCACAUCUAUAGGUGGUCAAUAUAUGUGUAAAUACAUGUAAACAGAUGAGAAUCUGCAACAAAAAUGUCCUGUGUGUGAUAAUCAGUUCUUAGCUUCCGAUUUUCUGCGUUUUAUACAGUUUCCAGCUAAGAAAAAUGCAGAAUUCCACUAAAUAAAGUGAAAAAGUUAUGCUCUUUAAAUGCUUUGUCCAGAAAUCUCUGCUGUAUGUUUAUGGGAAUGUCCAUGACUAAAUGUACAUAUAGUGUGUAAGAGGCUAUGGUUAAAUGUUGCAUAAACUAACACAGAUUCUGUAGUUAUAAAUAUUUAACUUGUUAUUGUAAAAUGUGAUUUGUCAUUGAGAGAUUAUUUUUCUGUAUGUAUAUGAGAGUAUUUUAGGAAUCUAAUUUAAGUGCAUAAAACUAUAGAAAAAAAAAUUAAAAACCUAUCCCAGGAGUAGAAAAUACUUAAUCAGAUUACUUGGGUUCAACCCAACUAAAUUUCUUAUAUUAAAAAGAAAAUCCGAGUUGCAUACGUUAGAAAUUCAAAGAAGUCAUUUUUGAGGGGCAUAGAAUGUGAUGAAUUUAAAUAAAGUGGGUGGUGUUGUGAUAAACUGAUAAGUACCUUCUAGCCAUGACCUUGGAUGAGACCCAGGUAUUUCAUUAAACAGGUAGGACAGGAGGAUUGAGAGCCUGUUUCCCAUCAGAUCCGUGUGAUGUGCUCCAGAAGCCUCCAUGGGUUCUGGCUGAUUGGUCAGGAAUCUUGGGUGGACCUAACCAUCCUUCUAGAGAAUUCCUGACGUGGGAGGGAGGCCACCCCCUGACCCACCCUGGCUCACCCUUUGCAGUUCUCUUUCUGGAGAGAUUCAGCACAUCCCUUUGGUGUUUGCAUUUUCCAUGAAAUUUCCUGGGGCAUCCUCACCGUCUUCACCUAUGGCACUGCUGGGUGGGUUGAAGGAUGAAGUUUGGGGCUUUCUGGGUUAAGCUGUUUCUGGCACACAGAACAGGCAGCACAGAUCAGCCUCCUAGGUGCCUGUGUCCAUGAUGGAGACCCCUGGGCAAGAGGCCUUCCUCUUUUUCCCUGUCCCAGAAAAGGGUCAGAGGUCCAGGCUACAUCUGGGGCACAGACUUUUUAUACUUUGCUACCAGAAAUGUCCCUGCAGGCCACCUAGGGAGGGAUGGAAUGCAAAAUCCUGUGAAACUCAAGGUCUAAACCCCUGAGAGGUGCAUUCGGAGGUCAUUUCAGGAGGUGGCAACCCCGUGAGUUCAACCCCUCCCUUAACAAGCUGGGAAUGAUCCGGUGGCGAAAAUAGCCAGUUCCUGGUGAUCGGGGGGUGUUGCAUAUGGAUCAACAUUUGUGGAAAGUUGAGGGCCUUGGCUUGAAAGGACAAAUGGGGAGUGCGUGCCUUCGGUUUUCAACAAGCUGUGUGCUUCCUAAUGCUGUCAACCAACAGUCAAAGUCCUUUUUCGACAUGCCUGAAAUUGGCAAAUGCUGGAGUCCAAGUGACCUCCUGGGCUUCAGGGGUGUGGGGAGCUGUGAUUUCUGGAAGCUUCCUGGAAUCUCUUGUCAUAUGAGUAAUCUGCAAAUCACCUUGAGGAACUGUCCAUGUGGAUGUAACUGACUUUAUUUCCAAACAUGGAGCUGUUUAGAGAUCUCUUUGUUCAAGGUGGCCAGGGAAGGCCAUCUAAAGCCAGCCAGCAGAAGUGGACAAGCUCCGGUCCACUCACCCAGAAUAAGUCCUGACCUUCUUCCUGGGCACCAAGCCCUCGUGGCUGGUGUGGCAAGAGAGCUGUGAGUGGGAAUGAGUCAGCCAGUCAACCGCCCUUUGGGCCCUGGUUGUUCCAAAAGUCUGGGGUCAAGAAAAGCCAGAGAAUGUGGGGUCCUGCCCAGUAGUGACUGCUUGAAGCCAUUCCACUUAGCCUUCGUCCGUUUAGAAAAGAAUGUAUCAAUCCUGACAUGAGUCCUUUGUGUUUCCAGUGACAAAUGGGUCACAGUGCUGGUGGCAUAUUGCUCCCCUUACAGUCCUGCCCAGGGGUGGGACUAAGCCACCCCGAUGGACGUCCUGUUGACUGUAAUAUACUUCUGUUGCCAAAUAAUGGUACUGUUCAAUUUCCCAUCAAAGGGAGACUAUAUUGUUUGAUGUGUAAUGUCAAUGGAGUUCCAAAAAUUACUAGACACUAUUAUAAAUUGUAGAAUUAUGUAUUUGUCUAAGGUUUGAUGAAGCAGGGCCAAAACAUUAGGUUUCUUUUUUGUUUGAAAGAGGCUGAGGUUAGUUUUGCUGUCUGAGCAUUCCUUUGGCACCUUAUUAUGUAAGAAAUGUUAAAUUUUACUGAUCAAGAUUAUGAUAACGGAGUUUUUUGGGUUUUUUUUUCUUCUUUAAACCAGUAGCAACAUCAAUACAGAUGGCUAUUCCUGUGUAUCUUGAAUCUAAAAAGAAGAAUCUCUUCCAAACAACUCUUUGGUCAUUUUGACCUGUAUGGUUUAAAUUCACAUAGUUCAUGAA